Messenger RNA from Podospora pseudocomata, 438 nucleotides. RefSeq lists its product as uncharacterized. The transcript has a single exon. The record is from RefSeq and is a predicted model, not a curated record. NCBI's taxonomy places the organism in Eukaryota, Fungi, Ascomycota, Sordariomycetes, Sordariales, Podosporaceae. The coding region runs from base 1 to 438 and encodes 145 amino acids.
AUGAAACCCAUCACCCUCCUCCCCGCCCUCCUCCCCCUCACCCACGCCACCCCUUCCUUCCCCCCUCCAGCAAGCCCCAACCCCAGCUGGCACUCCCUCACGACCCGCCAAGCAACCGAAAUCCCCCCCAACUCCCUCUACCUGAUCGAGUGGUGGCCCGACGGCUGCGGCAACGGCAACGGGCAGUCACUCUCCGGAGGGGAAACCACCCUCGCCGCCUGCGUCAACGUCAACUCCCUCUGGGACGAGGCACCCCCUGACAACGCCGCCGUCCGGUUUCUCUUCCCGGAAGACGACCCCCGCACGUUCAAGUGGAGACUUUUUGGAACGCAGGACUGCUCUGAGCAGAUUGAGCUUGGGGAGGGGAACAGCGGGAUCUGCAUCAAUGUUCCUAAUGUGCAGAAGGUUGGGGCUGUGAUUGUUUUUACGGAGGGGUAG